CGCUCGGGCUCCUUCACGUGGCCGCUCCGGCUCCGCGCUCCUCGCAGGUGAGGUUAGUUCUGUCUUCGACGCCUUCGAGAGACGCAUAACGCAACCCGCACCGCGCCCGCGAGCACCACGAGACCGCCCGCACGUUCCCACGACCAGGUAACCAUGGAAUCGAGCUUGCGGCGAGAAGUAUGUUAACGACACAGACCGGCUAUGCAGCAGCUCCAGGAUCAACUCCAGCUGAACUUGAUCCAGCAAUCUCUGGCUCAAAGCGCGGCCAAUAAUAUAAACAUCACCCGCAACGGGUUGACGAGCAACGGGAGCUGCGCCGCCGAGGACGACAACAACAACAACAGCGGGAAGAAGGGCGGCUGCGGCGGCGGCAACGGCUGCUUCGAGGCUUCGCCGCGCGGGAUGACCAACCACAAGGGCGGCGCCACGGCCGAGGCGCUCCAGCAGAUGGCCUUCCAGCAGCAGCAGCUCGUCCACCAGCUCCAGAUGACCCAGCGCCAGUACGUCUUCCAGCACGGCAUCAGCCUCCCCGCCAUGCUCCCCCACCCACCCGCACCCCAGGCGGUUCAGCAAAACUUAGGACAGGCAGACUUCAAUGCAUUCUGGAGUAAUUUCAAUAUGGAGUCUCCAGAUCUACACAAGAAGCAGAUAUCAGAAAAAGCAAUUGUAGGCAUCAAUGGUCUUCUAGUGUCGAUGGGAAUCAGUAGGCGGGAGUGUCUGAACGGCGGCUCGGUCGGGGUCGAGGACGAAAACGGCGACAACGAGAAACUACACAUGUUGUACGGUCACGGAGUCUGCAAGUGGCCCGGCUGCGAGACUGUUUGCGAUGACAUUCACGCCUUUUAUCAGCACUUGAAUAAGGAGCACACCCUGGACGACCGAUCGACGGCGCAAACCCGAGUUCAGAUGCAAGUCGUAUCUCAACUGGAGCUCCAACUCCAGAAGGAAAGGGACCGGCUCCAGGCUAUGAUGAUCCACCUGCACAUGGCCAAGCAGCAGGCUGGCCACGAAUUAGAGAACGACGUUUACAAGAACGCACAGUGUUUGACGAAAACCCUCAACCAGCAACAAAUGUGUCUCGGGGAUUUUCCUCCGCAGGCGACACCAGUCUCAAUGUCUUCCAUAGUCUCCUCGAUGUCAGUGCUGCGACCGAACACACCCAACACCACUAACAACCUCAGCGGGGUGUCCACCAAACGUAGGAUCUGCGAAAAGUCAGGCAUGUCCAUCGCAGGAGGAUUGCCAUACAUGCUGGAGCGAGCAGGGUUAGAUGUACAGCAAGAAAUUCAACGGAAUAGAGAAUUUUACAAGAAUGCUGAUGUUCGGCCACCAUUCACGUAUGCCUCGUUAAUUAGACAGUCUAUUAUAGAAUCACCAGAUAAACAGUUAACGUUGAACGAAAUAUAUAAUUGGUUCCAAAAUACCUUUUGUUACUUUCGGCGGAACGCUGCUACAUGGAAGAACGCGAUCCGCACCAACCUCUCGCUCCACAAGUGUUUUGUACGGUAUGAGGAUGACUUCGGCUCCUUCUGGAUGGUGGACGAUGCUGAGUUUGUCAAGCGACGGCACGUGUCCCGCGGCCGCCCGCGAAAGUAUGACCCCAUCCCAUCACCCACUCCAUCCCACCCAGAUGCUCAAUCAGACGACAGCUCGCCGAUAAUCAAAAGUCCAAGACUUUACGACUCUCACAACACCAGUGCUCAGGAAGAAGCGAACUAUCUAUCGUAUCUUGAGAGCAGCCCUUCUAGGAACAAUAACUACACGAUGAAAUCACCAACCGCCCUGAGUCACGAGGACGACGUCCAACCAGAAAACAUGUCGAUAUCGCCUUCGGGCCCCCCGACCGAGAAGCACCGGAGCGGCGACUACGGGAAGUGCGAGGCGGCGCGCGAGACAGGAGCCGACUACGGGCGGCCCCCGGACCCCCGGUCCGCUCGCCCGGAGGAACCGGACGACGGAGACGAAGACGUAGCCCAGGACCUCUCGAUGACGACCGAGGAUCACAGCGUCCACACGCACGACCACGAGCGCCAGAUCACCAGCUCGUCCUCCUCCUAACGAACGUCCCACACGCUCCGCGCUUGAUGCGCGUCUUCGUAAAAGUAGGGGUCGCUCGAGGUCACGGCGGACGGGGCUUGGCUAUCCCCCGGAGGAAAAAGCGGUGCUGCCAUCAAAUUGUACCGGAGAUGCCGGAGUUCCCGGAAUUAAUUCAGAUAUCCAAAAUUUCCGUAUCUUCGCAAGUUCCGGAGAAAGAUUUCUUCAUAUGCACGGGUGGAGUUCGAGAGAUCGUCAUAUUUGAACCGAAAAUCAUUCGAUUUGAUCGAAUAAUCGGCCACACCGGUAAGAAAAAAAAAACCGAGAUUCCGAGGAAAUUCCGCAAAUAUUCACGAAAAAAUUAAAUUGCUGAUUCAAAAAUUCAAUUGUGGAAAGAAGUGACUGCAACGUCUCAACGUAGAUAUUACAACAAAGAAAUACAACUUUGACCACUAUUGUACGCUAAUUUACCCACGGGGAUCGUUAAAAAAACAUUUUUGUGUUGUAAAAUCUACAUUGAAACUUUGCAGUCACUUUUUUUAGCAAUUGAAUUGUUAAAUCAACGAUUUAAUUUCCUCCGUGUAGCGGAAAAUUCCGAGGAUUCCGUGCAAAUUUGCGAAACUCUGAAUUAAUUCCAGGAAACGGCAGCACUGCGAAGAGAACGAGUACCUUUCUCGGGAGAGUAUGAACACUGGGCUCCGUGGAGCUAAAAUGGCGGCGACUCUCGGUGGGAGCGGGUGAGAAACAGAUGUUGGAAGCUUUGACGACUGUCACCUGCUCCACCUAUAACCAACCCGGCUAUAGAUGUUCAAGUUAAAAAGGCGUUUCCUAACAUAAUGCACAACAUUCGAUUGAAACUGAGUAAAAAUGUAAACCUCCGUACUCCUUGCAAAACUAAUUAUAUCCGAGUGUGACGUCUGCUAUUUUUCAGGAUCCUAGGAGCUCCAUUAAGGCCUCCUUAGUGAAUCUUCAGUGGCCCUACUCUAUCUAUAAAGGUCCUCUAGGGCAGAAGUCAUUCGGAUCGCAUCUAACAGAAAGGGACCAGCACGCUGGUUGUUGAAAUUUAUAGACAAAACAAUAGACAAAGGAAGGAAAUAAAACUAUCCUCUCGGUGAAAGCAGGUAGUUGCGAUGGACAAAGACGGGAAGUAAAAUUAGAGACGGCAACUUGAGCGAAACCCUUUAAGUUAGUCUAUCGGUUUCGCCUUUGGUUUUCGACAAACGCCGGUAUCAAUCAAUAGGAUUACUCCAUUUUGAUGUUUUCUUAUCCGUCGAUCAUUAUGUAUGACAUGAGUAAUGUCCAUUGUUCCAUUAGUGUAGUCAAAAUCAUGCGUCUGAAAUAUAUGCUAAGAGUGACGGGUAGUUUCAGUUUUUCCAUCAAAUAACUGACGAUUCCAAAGCAAAACGAUCGUGUACUAUUUUUUCCUGUCCAAGUAUUCAAUAAUACUUAAAAGAAAGAAGGAUUUCAAAGACUUGGAAAACAACAAUAUGAUCAGGCUGAUUCCCUUCCGUUAAAUGCGAUCUAGUUGUCUCUGAGCAGAGACUGCAAGGUAUAUAGACUCCGGUCAGACCAAUGGCAAGAGAGCCUAUCGAUCCAAGUUCGAUAGCGAUUACUUCCCACAAGCUUCUUGUUGACAGGCUUGAAUCUGUUAGUAUACAGGGUUAUUCAAAAGUCACGCACCACUGGCCGUGAGGGGGCCGGCCAUUUGAAUUUUAGAGUUGCCCCCCCCCCCUCCCCCACCGGGGGGUAAAAAACUGGAAAGUACCUAAAAAAAGUUUUCCCCUCGAUAUGAGGAAAAAUUUCAUAAACCGCAAGUCGGUACCUUGAUUAGAGCUAAAGUUAAGGCCAGUGGUGCGUGACUUCGGAAUAACCCUGUAGGCGCGGGAAAACGAAAUGACACACAUUCAAUAUUGACUCGAAGGAUUUCUGAAAAUAGUUCAGAAUAAAUUCAUAAUCAAGUAGUGGUAAAAGGCUGAUUUAGUUGACCAAUGGGGAAAUAAAAGGAAUCUCCACACGGAGAAAAAAACCUCGUGCGUGGAACCCGAAGAUUAGAUCAUAUGGAUCUCUGAAGUUUUCAGAUUGAG
Molecule: messenger RNA, 4118 nt
Organism: Bemisia tabaci
Lineage: Eukaryota; Metazoa; Arthropoda; Insecta; Hemiptera; Aleyrodidae
Gene: FoxP
Product: forkhead box transcription factor P
Biological process (GO): regulation of transcription by RNA polymerase II
Cellular component (GO): nucleus
Molecular function (GO): RNA polymerase II cis-regulatory region sequence-specific DNA binding; DNA-binding transcription factor activity, RNA polymerase II-specific
Source: RefSeq, a predicted model, not a curated record